AUGACGGAAUCGAAUAAUAAUAAUAAUAAUAAUAAUAAUAAUAAUAAUAACAAUGCAGUGAGGAGAAUAGCUGAUUUUUACGUAAAUCGUAGCAUAUUUAUAACGGGUGCCACUGGUUUUAUGGGAAAAGUACUCAUUGAAAAAUUAUUAUACAGUUGUUCGGAUGUUAAAAAUAUUUACAUACUCAUACGGCCGAAAAGAGAUAAAACGGCAGAAACAAGACUAGAAGAAAUGUUUAAGCUACCCUUGUUUCACAGGGUGCAAAAAGAAAAACCUCAUCUAUUUAAAAAAAUAAUACCCGUUUUCGGUGACAUAACGAAAGAUGGAUUGGGUAUAACGAACGAUAUGAAAAAAAAACUUUGCGAUGAAGUAUCAAUUUUUUUUCACGGUGCUGCAACCCUUAAAUUGGAAUCAAAUUUAAAAGAUGCCAUGGAAAUGAAUGCUUGGGGUACGUGGAGAGUUUUACAAUUGGCUAAACAAAUGAAAAACCUCGUGGUAUUCGUACAUUUGUCUACUGCUUUUUGUCACGUCGAUGUUGAAGUUUUGGAAGAAAAAGCCUACGAUUUCCCAUACAAACCAAAAGAUUUAAUGAAUUUAGUCACGUGGAUGGAUAAUUCAAUUUUGGAUAAGAUUACCAUGGAUUUGAUUAAACCUCAUCCGAAUACGUACACUUUUACGAAACGUCUUGCCGAACGUUUGGUCAUUGAUGAAUUUCCAAACAUGCCCGUUUGUAUUGCUCGGCCAUCGAUCGUUUGUCCUGCCGUUAACGAACCACUUCCCGGAUGGGUAGAUAAUUUAAACGGACCGGUUGGUAUCAUGGUAGCAGCCGGUAAGGGUGUUUUAAGAAGUAUGUAUGCUAAAAAAGAUUAUUACGCAGAAUUGAUAUCCGUUGAUUUUGCCAUUAACGGAUUAUUGGCGGUUGCAAAAACGGUAGCCUUGGAACCCAAGCCUAAGGAAAUUCCAGUUUAUAAUUUAACACAAUCGGAAGAAAGGAAAACAACAUGGGGUGAAAUUUUAGAAAAGGGAAGAUCAUUCACACUUGAAAUACCAUUUGAUUUAGUUUUAUGGUAUCCUGAUGGUAACAUAAGAGGUUCACUUUGGGUUCAUAAAUUUUUUGCUUUUUUCCUACAUUGGAUACCGGCGUAUUUUAUCGAUUUCCUUCUUUUUAUUUUCCGACAAAAACGAUUCAUGGUUCGAGUUCAGAAAAAAAUCGAAGUCGGAUUGGAAGUUUUACAAUAUUUUACAACACACGUUUGGCGUUUUAAAAAUGAAAAAUUUUUAAAAGUUCGAGAUAGCAUGUGUUUGGAAGAUAAAAAAGAAUUCAGUAUAGAUUUUAAAAGCGUCGAUGAUUAUUCAUAUAUAAAAAGUUGUUUGAUGGGAGCACGGAAAUACAUUUUAAAAGAACCGUGUGAAAAUCUUCCGAGAGCAAGAACGAAAAUAAGAAUCAUGUACGCCGUUGAUCGAAUCAUCAGGUUCAUGUUUUUAAUUUUUUUGGCUCAAAUGAUUAUUUCGUGGUGUAGAGCAACGAGUUACAUAUUCGAUGCAACUGGAAAAAUUUAA
Molecule: messenger RNA, 1560 nt
Organism: Pediculus humanus corporis (human body louse)
Lineage: Eukaryota; Metazoa; Arthropoda; Insecta; Psocodea; Pediculidae
Exons: 7
Coding region: 1-1560 (519 amino acids)
Biological process (GO): long-chain fatty-acyl-CoA metabolic process
Cellular component (GO): peroxisome
Molecular function (GO): alcohol-forming very long-chain fatty acyl-CoA reductase (NADP+) activity
Source: RefSeq, a predicted model, not a curated record